Molecule: messenger RNA, 4800 nt
Organism: Penaeus chinensis
Lineage: Eukaryota; Metazoa; Arthropoda; Malacostraca; Decapoda; Penaeidae
Exons: 25
Coding region: 61-4101 (1346 amino acids)
Biological process (GO): protein deubiquitination
Cellular component (GO): nucleus; cytosol
Molecular function (GO): cysteine-type deubiquitinase activity; cysteine-type endopeptidase activity; protein binding
Source: RefSeq, a predicted model, not a curated record
UUUAUCACACUUCUCUUUCUUUCAGCGCAGACAAGACCUCGACUCGUCCCGUGCUAGAAAAUGACAAAGAAAAAAAAUGGCGAGAGGAAGGAAUCGACUAAACAGCCAGGCAAAGGAGAGGGGAAGAAGGUAACAAAGAGUCAGAAAAUGAAAAACACAGAACAGGGAACAGAGAACAAGGAACAGGCGCCAGCAGAGAAGGCGAGGGCCAGCGGAGAGGAGGAAAUGGAAAGAGGAAAAGAGGAGAGAAUGACAAGCAAAGAGACGGUAACAGAGGAUGGAAACGGGAAGCGAAGAGGAGACAAGAAAAGGAGGAAUGAUGGAUGGAGAAGAAAGCAAGAAAUAAAAGACGAAGGAGGAAGGAAGCAACAAAACGGAAAGGGGGAGGGAAACGCGGAAAUAAAAGACAAAGAAGCAAGUAAUGAAGAAAAAGAAGAGGUAGAAGAAAGCAAGGAAAUGAAAGACGAAGGAGGAAGGAAACAAGAAAACGAAAUGGGGGAGGGAAACACAGAAGUAAAAUACGAAGGAGCAAGUAAACAAGAAAACGGAAAGGGAGACGCAAGCAAGGAAAAAGAGAAAAGAAGAAGAGAAGAAGAAAAGAGAAAAGAAACAAACGAAGGAGUGACAAACGAAAAAGGAAUAGAAGAGAAAGAAGCAAACGAUAAUAAAGAGUCGGGCACACAAACACCACAAGAGGAGAUAGGCAACAACAAACAAACAAACGAUGAAGGAACAGGCAAACAAAGAAUAAAAGAAGAUGAAACAAACAACCAAGAGACAAAGAAAGGAGAGACAAACAUGGAAGGAACAGGAGAAGAGAGAAAAGACAAAGACACAAACGAAGAGACCGCAGAAGAGCAAGGACGAGGACGACAGAAAAACAACAAAGAAACAAAGGAAGGGGAAGCAGAGACGCAACGACCAGGAGAAGAGACGAACGGCAAAGAGAGAAACAUAGAAAGGACAAACAAACAAGAAACACAAAAUAACGGCCCAAACAACAAACAAACAAACGAGGAGGAGACAGGAACGCAAGAACCGGAAGGAAACGCAAACAACCAGGAAACACACGAAGCAACGACAGCCGCAGACCAACAAGAACCUCGCAAACGACAAACAAAGCCACGAGGCGACCAAGGACUCCUCCCAAAGGCUGAGCCGAACGACGAGGGACGCGCGGCGGGCGAGCGGGCGGCCGGCGGGGGCGCGGCGGGCGACGGCGAAGCGGAAGGGCCGGGCGCCGCUCCCGGAGAGGACGAGCCGCAGGAGAGCCUGGGGGCCAGGGCGGAGGAGCAGACGCAGCGGGCGGCGGAGGAGGCAGAGAGCAGGAGGCGAGUGGAGGGACUGCAGGAGGAAAUGAGGAAAAUGAAGGCGCAGUAUGAGGACAAGGAACGGCAACUGAAAAGCGAAAUGAGAAGCAAAAUUUCAUCUCUUCAGGAUUUGGAUUCUCGUAAGACAAAGAGAAUUACGGAUUUGGAAAGGGAAAAGAAGACCCUGCAAUCGCGCCUGGAUGCAAAGACGCUGGAAGUUGGGAAGUUAGAGAAGAAAAUCUCAGGCCAACAACGUGAUUUGCGCGAGGCACAGGAGGACCUGGAUGUCGUGAGGAACAGCCUGAAGGAGGAGGAAGAGGACAAUGAGCGGAACCGAAGGGACUUGAACGCGCGAAUCGCAACGCUGGCAGAGAAGACGUCGCGAGUGAGCAAGGAACUGAUGGAAGCGCACUUGCGGCUGGCCGAGUCGAACGAGAGGACGAGAGUCAGGAAAUCAUCGGCAGAAGAGUUGGUGAAGAUAUACGAAGGAGAGAAAGGACAGCUAGAGCAGAGGAUUUCGUCCCUAGAGGGAUGCAAGAAAGACAACGAAGAGGAAUUAAGGAAAACGAGUAAAAUACUAGCAAAGGAAAGGGCGCAGAGCAAGGAGCAGAUACACAAAUUGAAGCAACUUACAAACAAGCUGCAAGAGGAAAUUGAUGAAAUGAGGAACGAGGAGGAGGAAAGGAAGGAGAACAGGAAGGAGAUCGAGCGUUGGAAGCAAUAUGCGCUUAUCCAGGCUACAUGUUACAAAGACAUAAUUUCCUUGAAGUACAUCAUUGGGAAAGGCGUCGAUCCCAACUGUAGAGACAGCUACGGCAGCACGCCCCUCCACGUGGCCGCAUCUCAUAGCGACCUCGAGAUAACGUCAGCGCUGCUGGAGGCUGGAGCCAACACGGAGGCGAAGGACCAGUUCGGAGACAUGCCCCUACACACAGCCACGCGGGCGGGGUCUGUGGGCCUGGUGAAAGCGCUCCUGGACAAGGGGGCGAAUGAGAACGCCAGAGAUUAUGAAGGAAAAACAGCAGCAGAGUUAGCAGCAGCCUUUGGGAAAACAGAACUGCUGGAACUUCUGUUCGAUAGACCCCAGCCUCUCCCCCACAUAGCAGCUGCCAACGACCAACAAUCGACGUACUGGAGCCUCCUGGAUGCCGGCUUUUCCCCAUGGGCAGAGUGGGAGGGCUGCCCUGCUUACGCAUACGCUGAAGCGGCCGGCCACUUGAGUCUGGCUUCUCGCCUCGCGCUCGUAAGAAGAGGCUUUAUGGGCAGAUUGCCGUUCUACCUCUUCGGUUGGUUCCCUUUGACUUGGCCCAUUGCUUGGUUCAUCUUCAUCCUCUUCUUCUACAAUAAGAAGAAGCCCUUGAAGAGCACAGUGGAGAACAUGCUGGCGAAGGAAGGACCAAGGGAGAUGAUACCCGUUAGUGAUGGAGAAGACCGAGAUACCUUGGGCAAUGAACGUGACAACCCCGCGUCCUCACUUGAAAUCGUAAAUGAACAAUCCAUGGAAACCCGCCUGUACAGCACUUUCGCCAGAAUCUUUCAGUUACUUCUUGCGUAUUUUCGGUUGUUCACACAGAUUUUCGUCACCCAACUGUUCAAUCUAGCACCGGCAUUGGAACUCCAGACGGAUCCGGCCGCAGUGCGAGACGCUGCAGGAUCUCAGGAAAGGAGCAACAGGAUGAAAUGCUCAUCCCCUCCUGACGCUUCACAUCCGUCCCCCCCAAAGGUGGGGUCGAAAAGAGCCGCCGAAGGAAGAUUGAGCCAGGGAAAGAAGGGGGAAUUAUCUCGAUCUGCUGAUUUCCUCCCUGGUAAUGUGUCAAAGGAGCCCAAACGCGAACGUUCGAGACCUCCUGGACUCCCAAACAUCGGCAACACCUGUUACAUGAAUUCUGUGCUUCAGUGUUUCUACCACACAUUGCCAGUCACGAAUUUCUUCCUCAAUGAGAAUUUGAGAUAUCACAUCAACAACAAAAGCGAACAGCAAGGAAGGGUUGCCACAAUUUAUGGCGAACUGGUAAGAGCCAUGGCCAAGGGAGGUGACCUUUUCGAGGCAGUUACACGCAUGAAGCAAAUAUCCGGUGUCUUUGACGAAUACCUUAGAGACUACGGUCAGAAGGAACCGCACGAUUUCUUGGGCGUCACGCUGGGCUGGCUGCAUUCGGACCUCGCAAGAAUAUCCAAUGACCCCGAACACACCUCAAACGCCAUGUCCUCCGUCAUCUCAGACAACUUUAACAUCCAACAUCUCAACGUCAUUACCUGCGAGAAGCGUCAGCGGCCGAUCGUCAUAAAGACCGUGUCGCACUCCAACCUCACUCUCGCCGUGUGCUCCAACAAGGCCGUAGACCUGGAGACACUCCUGGCGAAUUACUACACACCGCAGUAUAUUAACUGGGACUGCGAUUUGUGCGGGUCGAACCACAAAUGCCGUCAAGAAACGAUCAUUCUCCGUCUUCCGCCUUUCCUUAUCAUCCAUCUCAGCAGGUACAACGUCCAAAACCCUCAGGCACCCAAAGUCGGCGUACGUUUCCCGGAGACUCUUAACUGCAUGAAGAAAUACUGUGGCUAUAACAACGAUAGAAAAUACAGCAUUUAUGGAAUAUGUGCCCAUGAAGGGACCAUGCAAUUUGGUCAUUGUAUUUCAGUCUGUAGACAAAGUACUCAAGGGCAAGCCAGUGAAGAAGGUCGUACAGGAAGGUGGCACUUGUGUAAUGAUAGUACAGUGCUUCCCAAAGAGGAUCAUAGUGUUAUACGGGACGAAAAUGCUCAUAUUCUCUUCUACGAGGCCGUGUGAGAUUGUCUUAGUUUCGGCGUGAGUUUCAUUCUUUAUGGUGAAUUAUACAUGUGUUUUCUUUCGAUGUUUUGUAAUAUUUUCUGCAUCUGAAUUGGAUUUAUAUUCUGUAUUUUCAGAAUCUGUAUUGUUUUCCUUUCUUUUUUUUAUUUUUUUUUUUUUUUUUUGCUUUUUCAUUCCUGUCUUAUAUAUCACUCUCCCUCCUCUUCACUUCCUUAGCCAUUUGAAUCGUAUUUAUGCAAAACUCCUCUUCCCUUUUAGCCAUUUAAGUUCCAUUCAUGCAGAGGUUCAUAAAGGCCAGAAAUGUCCAGUGUCCAGCCAGUAUUAUCCCCUUCAACCAAUCCCAAAUAUUAGUUAACGUCGUGAGACCCAUAAGACCCACGGCUGGCUCUUGAGGUCUCAUCGAAUUCAUUGCAAAGAAUAAACGGUGGUAUUAAGAGUCGUUGGGCGCCUUCUCUAAACCCUAAACUUCAAGGAUUACCCUGCGAUGCGUCUUUUCUGUUGGUCUCCUUGGCAUGUAGGGAUGUGUGUGUGUUUACCUUCUUGUAUUAAUAGGAAACGGGUAUGUUAGUGUGUGUUGAUAAACAUGAUUUUUGUGAGUACUUUUUACAACUGUUUCUUUAUGUAUUUCUAUUUUUAGUAAGUAUGGAGCUAAUCAAAGAAUGUAUGAUUAAGUAAUGAUUAAAUUAUUCACAGAUGAAA